Messenger RNA from Dicentrarchus labrax (European seabass), 3064 nucleotides. It is a transcript of the gene nbn, whose product is annotated as nibrin. Gene Ontology annotation, molecular function: protein binding; damaged DNA binding. Gene Ontology annotation, cellular component: nucleus; Mre11 complex. Lineage: Eukaryota; Metazoa; Chordata; Actinopteri; Moronidae. Bases 125 to 2674 code for a protein of 849 amino acids. Gene Ontology annotation, biological process: mitotic G2 DNA damage checkpoint signaling; telomere maintenance; double-strand break repair via homologous recombination. The transcript has 17 exons. The record is from RefSeq and is a predicted model, not a curated record.
UGGCGCGCUGCUAGUGUCCACCGUGUUGUAGUUCCUGGCAGUGCACUGGUCCUGCUAAAAUGUGGCCUUUCUCUUGAGCCUCUGGUGUUUCUGAGUUCACGAAAAAGCAACACAAAGCAUUAAAAUGUGGAUACUGACGCCGCUGCAGCCUGGAGGUGAGACCCACUAUCUCCUCUCCAGUAAAGAGUACGUAGUGGGGCGCAAGAACUGUGACAUCAUCCUGCCCAACGACCAGUCCAUCAGCAGGGCUCAUGCUCACCUCACUGCUGCCGACCAGACUCUGACUCUGAAAGACACCUCCAAGUAUGGUACAUUUGUCAACAGCCAGCGCUUGACAGAUAACUCACCUGUGAACCUGAAGUCAGGUGACAACGUUACAUUUGGGGUUUUUGACAGCAAAUUCAGUGUGGACCAUCAGAAGCCAGUGGUGUGUUCAUCAUGUUUGGACAACGAUGGCAAGACAUUGCUUUCUCAGGCCCUGCUGUCUGUUGGUGGAAAGCUGGUCAACACCUGGACUAAGGAGUGCACUCACCUGGUGAUGCCCUCUGCUAAAGUCACCAUCAAGACUAUUUGUGCUCUGCUGUGCUGCCGUCCCAUCGUGAAGCCAGAGUUCUUCUCAGAGCUCAGCAAAGCCGCCCAGCGGAAAUCACCCCCUCCCAAAGCUGAGAGUUUCAUCCCUGAAAUCGAUGAGCCCAGCUUGAGUAAAGAGGAUGUUAACCUUGGAGCAAUUCCAGUUCGCAAACAGCUUUUCACUGGAAAGACUUUCAUUUUCCUCAAUGCCAAACAGCUGAAGCGCCUGAGUGCAGCGGUGAGUUUUGGAGGUGGCCGGAGUCAGCUGCUGGAGGAGGGCUCUCUGCCUCGGGACCUGCUGGAGUCUCUACAGAGCUGUGUGGUAGAUGCUACAACAGGCAGCUCCCAAGCUUUGCUCUCUUCCUCCACCGUAGAGUGGGCAAACUCUGUGAAGGACAUUGUUCAAAGAAAAGGCCUCAGACUCAUCACAGAGUCUGAAAUUGGUUUGGCUGCUAUCUAUGCUUCAUGUGACCAGAACUGCAAUCCAUCUAGUUUAAUACCAACCUCAGAGUCUGAACCAAAAGUGAAUCCCAGAAUUCCAAGUGCUUCGAUGUCAGAGAGCGUGGCGGUGGAUGAGACUGUGUUACCUGCUGCAUCUCAGAACAUCACAGCAUAUGCAGUUAACACAGAGCCAUCACAAGGGUCAGAGUUGAGCAAAGUUACAGGGAUGACGGCAGUGGGGGAGACUCCUGAGAAGAAGCAAACCAGUCAGCUCCGUGGAUCCAAACCCGAAGCUCAGAAGACGGCCACUCAGUGCUUCGUGGCUGAUACAAUGAGGUCAUCAUUCAACACUGUAGAGAACACAGACUCACAGAGGAGGAAGCCCGAGUCCAAAAUGACAGGUGCGGGCAGUAGUGGCAUUUGGCCCCAGCCGUCCAUUCUUAGGACCAAUGGUGGCACGAAGACAUUCCUGCAGAACCAGUCUCCCCAGAAACCAAAAAACUCUCCACAAGCUUCCCCACAGAAACAAUCAACCCUGACCAGCUUCUUUCAACCAGCCAGCAGGAAAAGGCCUUUGGAGGACGAGCUCUUCGCUGUUACGUCAGAACCAAAACGGCCCGUACUGGAAUCCUCUGUCAGCAUACAGGCACCAAAAACCUCAGUCACAUCUAAAGAAACAUUCUCACGUUCAGACGCAGUCCCUGCAGCAACAUCCCGGACUCCACUGGGGUCAGCAGCUGAUCUUUUCGUAGGACGGUCAGAGGCUCAGUUGGUCGGGGUCUCCCACGCUGUCCAGGAGGAGCUACGGAGUAGAAAGAGGAAGGAGAUGGAAGCAGAGAUACAGAUGGAUGAACUGGAGUCUAUUAUGUCUGAGGAUAUGGACUUUGAUGAGCAACCCUCAUAUAAUCAAGGCCAGCAAGAACAGCUACUAAAGCCCAGUUCAACCGAAAAGACACAGGGUGUAAAUACUGUGGAGGCUUUAUCUUCAAGCAAGAGGCUACGGGUCCACCUGGAAGAAAAUGGAAAAGGGCCACAGGUGGGCCUGGAAAGAGAUUCAGGUUCCCAUAAGAGCCAGAAAUCUGAACAGCAUAUCGUCUCUAUCAAGACAGAGCAGGUCGAUCCUUUUGAAUACAGGACUUAUCUUGAGUCCAGCAAACCUCCAAAAGCCUCAUCUGCCAGUACGAGUACAAACAUUGAGCCUUUUGAAGAGGACGAGGCAUCCUUCGUUGAGGAUUUAGAGCUACUCAACGUGGAUAUUUGUCAGCCUAAAGAAGAGCCAAAGACCCCCUUGAAACCUGUUACAGUCAAACAGGAAGUCCAAGAGGAGUCAAAGACUGAUGAAGACCUUCCUAAAAAGGUGGUGUUAGUGGAGUUUCGAUCUCUCACCGUGUCUGCCCCUACCAAAACCAAACCACAGAAGAUGCAGGAUAUCAGCUACGCAAAGAACUACAAAAGUUUCCGCAAGAUUGGCGUGCCAGGUGCAGAGCGCUCACCCAACAUCAUUGGAGGGUCUGCUCUGCUGGUUCACAACAGGGGCAAGAACUGUGAUCUGGAUGAAUGGCUGAAAGAUGCAGCUGAGGAGGAGCGUCAGAACAGACGGGAAGAGACUGUAGGAGAUGACCUCUUUAGGUACAACCCCACCAAACUAAUCAAGAGAAGAUGAAAUGCCUUCAUCUUGGCAUCCUACAGAGGGAAUUCAUUUCAAAGGCGCAGGAAGUAUGUCAAGACUCCCAUCAUCGCUUAAAAUAAAGACUCCAUAAUUUCAUAGAUAACUUUUGAUAACUGCUGAUCAAUACAAAGUACAGUAGUGAUAACUGCUUCAUGACUGCUAAAAUGAUCAGAAAUGUUCUCCAGCGUUUUGUUCUUCUGUUCUUCCUGUUCUGUCUAUAAUUAUCUUCGUCCUUUGCUCUAAUUAAGCCACUGACAGUAAGAAAUGUAACAAAACUGUCUCAUGUUCAGAGAUUUUUCUCAAAGUUUUUAUUUGUCAAUAAAAAAAUGCAGCAUACAAAACAUUAAAAACUCUUCAAUUGUACAAGAGAGCAUUCAAACCCUA